Messenger RNA from Eurytemora carolleeae, 960 nucleotides. RefSeq lists its product as uncharacterized. Bases 15 to 935 code for a protein of 306 amino acids. The transcript is spliced from 13 exons. Gene Ontology annotation, molecular function: metallopeptidase activity. NCBI's taxonomy places the organism in Eukaryota, Metazoa, Arthropoda, Copepoda, Calanoida, Temoridae. The record is from RefSeq and is a predicted model, not a curated record.
AAUUAGAAAAAAUAAUGUUUAUAUUGCCUCUGAUUCUGUUUCUGGUACCUGCCCUAUGUCUAGUUCCUCCUCAACGUGAUUUUCCACAUAGUGGUAGAAACUUAGGAAGGAGAUUCAAUAAUCUAACAUUCAUUGAAGGACGGGUUUUUGAGGUUUCUCUUCCUAAUGGUAAAUCUGCAGGAUGUCAGGGGAUUGAAAGUUAUCCAUCAGACUGGCCAAACUCAUAUUAUUAUAAACUCCGGAACCAAAUUAAACCUUCUUUGAACAAUGUUUGUCCUGAGAGAAUGUGUUACUCUGGUCUAGGAUUCCCUGUAAUAACUGAUAGUUUAGCAAAUGACGCAUCACUUGAGCGAACUGCUUGGACCUUAGAUAACAUAAUGUCCACCGUUGAUCCAUAUGUGACAAAUAUAAUGAUACAAGCAUUCUUUAGACAGGCUGUAAUGGGAAGAUUUCCAUCUGAAGUUGUAACCUCGCUUCCUGAGUACUCACAUCUAGAUCCAAACUUUUGGUACAAUAGAAGAGGGUGUGGGGCUACGGAUGGUAUUCCUGUUGGUUCAAAUGCUGAAGAAGAUGUACUUUGUUACUCAGAUGAUUUGUACUUUGAUCAGGACAUCACUGUUCAUGAGUUUGCGCAUUCUCUACACCUUCUUGGAUUUAAGCAUACUUGGCCUGAAUUCCAACAGGAACUAGAUGUAGCGUAUGCUAAUGCCUAUGCUAAUAGUUUAUGGGGCUGGGGGUAUAUUGGAAGCUAUGCUAUGACUAACGAUGAAGAAUACUUUGCUGAAGGACUACAGGCAUAUUUCGAUGUUGGAUAUCCCUAUGAUGAACAAGGUGCUCCCUGGAACCGUGCUCUACUCUACCAGAAGGAUCCUACUCUCGCUAAAAUUAUUGAUCGUUUUAUGAAGCAAAAUCCAUGGAGAGGAAGCUGUCCCUGAUCAAUGUAAAAUACUAAAUAUUAAA